Messenger RNA from Blepharisma stoltei, 1767 nucleotides. NCBI's taxonomy places the organism in Eukaryota, Ciliophora, Heterotrichea, Heterotrichida, Blepharismidae. The record is from the annotation of a GenBank genome assembly.
AUGUCAAGAAGGAAAAACGAUUACACAGUCGAAAACAAAAUCCAAGACAUAAGAGAAGACCUGCAGAGACUAACAUCAAAUUAUAAAUCUUCUGAUAUAAAAGAACAAAGUCCUCUUGAGAAAUAUCUAGAAGUAAAAUAUCCAGAUCCCGCAUUCAAAAUAAGUGAAAUUACUGAGUCGCCUUUUAUAGGAACUAAAGAGUCGCAAGAUAUUAAAAAAGGUAAAUACUAUAUAGAGAGUCAGCUGAAAAGCUCUUAUUCUGUUGAUGAUCUUAAAGACUUUGAAGGACAGCCUUCAAUAUCACCUAAAUUCAGCCAAAAUCCUAAGUCAAAACCUUAUGUUUCAGACUACGUAGCUUUCGGGCAUAAUAGUAAAGAGCCAGCAAGACAUGCAGAAAUAAUAGACCCGACUAUAUCUACAGCAUACAGAGAAAAAACUGAUUUUACAAUGGCUAGAAGAAAUGACCAAGGCGCUCGCUAUGAAAUUACCGAAAAAGACGCCUCUUUAAGAAAAACACAAGGAAGUCGGCACUCAGAACAAAAAUAUACAGAACCUAUCAACAAUUUACGAGCUUCAGCACGAGGUCUAGAAGACAAAGCAAACGAUCUUGAAAACGCAAAAAUUGCUUUGCAAGAAGAAAACACCCAGCUGCAUCAAAAAUUAAUGAACCUAGAAAAAGACAUAAACUAUAUUGAGUCUAAAUCUUUAUCAAUGAGAGACGAAAUUAAAUCUUUACGAUCCAACAACGCUGACCUGGAAUCCCAAAUUUUGAAUUUAAAAAAGGAAAAAGUGGAGUAUCUUCGACAAAUAGACGAACUUAAAAGAAUAGAAAACCAAAAAAAUUCAGAAAUAGAAACAGCUGCGAUGCAGAAAAGAGAAUUUGAAGAAAGAAUCCAAGAAUUAAAGCAGCUGCUGCAUGACAGUUCUAUGACGAAAUAUAAAGCAUUUGAUUUUGAUGAAAAAGAAAAUAUAAAUUCUUUGCAUUUAAAAGAUGAAAUAAGUGAGCUGAAAAAUGAAAAUAAUAAGCUAAAAAAUGCACUGAAAAGGAAGCCAAGCUGUGAUGAAAUAAGAAAAGCGACAAAAAAGAUUGAACAGCUUGAAAAUGCUAUUGAAGAUAUCAGAGGACAAAAAAGGAGGAGAUCAGAAUCUGCUAAAAGAACAAGAGAAAGAAGCCCGAAACUGCCUCCUAUCAGACCAAGAAGUGCAAGCAGAGAGAGAAACAGACCAAGAAGUGCAAGCAGAGAGAGAAAACAUGAAAAUUCUCCUAUAAGGCACCUCACUUCUGCGACCUGUGCAAAAAUUGUCAGAGAACUAAUGCAUGAGUUUUCGGUUGAAUCUGCUUCAUUAUUAAUACCAAGCGCUAAAUUAGCCUUACGCGAUUUAAAAAGUCAAUCUCAUCAACGGAAACUAGUCGAGAGAUUAAGGUCGCUGAUCAUUGACUGCUCGCCUCCAGGAGCUUUUGAUAAAAAUCCUUCAUUGAAAAGAAUAUGAAAAUGAAUCAGAAGAUUAACUGAAGAAUAUUUACAAUUAAAAAAAGAGAGCAACCAGAAUGCCACUGAAAAAGAAGUUUUAAUUAGGCUAAAAAAAGCAUUAAGUGUAGAAAAUACUGAAGAGAUCCCGAGAUCAUUGACAAAACUUCUGGCAGAAAAUGAAAAUCUUUUGCUUAUAUUAAACAAAGUAAAAGCAGCUUUCAGGUUAAGUAAGAAAUAUUUAGACACAAGAGUAACUCUUCAGGAGCUGGAGAAAGAAAUUGAUAGGAGGUUGUAA